This is a messenger RNA of Bursaphelenchus xylophilus (pine wood nematode), 939 nucleotides long. Lineage: Eukaryota; Metazoa; Nematoda; Chromadorea; Rhabditida; Aphelenchoididae. The record is from the annotation of a GenBank genome assembly.
AUGGGAAAUCAGAAGAAGCCGAAAGUUGCUGGAAAUGUGAUCAAGUCAAAGACUUUUGCCAAGCGGAAGAUCAAAGUUGGUAAAACAUUGAAGAAAACGAAUGCAACUGAUUCCUCGUUUACUACAAAAUCUGUGGUGAUACUGAAACAGUUUGCUGAUUCUACAACCGAGCCUGUAUCGCAUCGUGGACUGACCUUGAAGGAUCUCAAUACACAAAUCGGACAUUCCGGCUUCAACUUCAGAAAAGAUGCGGUUUUAGGUAAGUAAAACUGCAAAUUUGAUGUAAUUUUUGUUUUAGGAAUGAAACAGCUUCUUGCCGACAACCCAGAGUUGAUCGUGAACCAUUUGUACGAUAUCGUUUCUUCAGUUGGUAGACUUUUGAUCGAUGAUGUAAGUGAAUUACUUUUAAAUUAAUUUUGAGUACUUUAGAAUUUCGCAUCAAAUAAAGCGGCAUCAGGAAAUCUUCGUGCUUUGUUCAAGCUUCUAUUUUCGGUUCCAGAAAAGGCAAUGUCUACACCAUUCCCCAUUCUGAAAUCUCAUAUUCGGAUAUCGUUGACACACAAAAAACUGCCGGUCAGAAUAUUCGGACUUUCCAUUUUGAAUAUGAUGAUGGAGUCGUAUCCUGGACUUUGUCGACAAUCGUUGGACUUGAGGGAAAGUUUCUUAUCGUUGAUGCAAAGCCAGAAGAGACCCAGCGACACAAUACUGGUGUCCAAUUCCAUCAGCCUGUUCAAGAGUGUGUAUGAGACCCCUGAGCAGAGGAAGACAAUUGUACGAACGGACGAGAUGCAACUCAGUAUUUCCCAGUUGACUCUUACCAAACUCUCAACUACUCUUCCAGACUUUGAUCGGUUCAGGUUUUCAGUUUUUGAUUCCGAUUACGAGAAGGUUAAAAAUCCAAUUGAUUCUUCGUUUCUGGAAGACAUUUUGGGCCAAUAA